AUAUUUGUUUUGCAUUAGAUUUUCAUGUUUAGUAUUUCAAUUUUUCAAAUUUGUAUAAGUAUAGUUCGAGCUGGAGAAAGUAGUGGGAAAUAAGCUAUAAUUUUCGUCAUUCAAAUUAAAAUUUAAUUGUUAUGGCAAUCGGUAUAAAUGGCUUUGGUCGCAUUGGGCGUGUGUUUCUACGGGAGGCAAUCAGGCGAAAUGAUGUGGAAGUUGCGGCAAUUAACGAUCCAGCCAUGGACGCCAAAUAUAUGGCCUACAUGCUACAGUUCGACUCAACCCAUGGCAAAUUGAAGAAUAAGAUUGAGGUCGAGGGAACGACUCUUAUUGUAAAUGGUAAAAAGAUAAAGGUCAGUAGCGAAUCAGAUCCAAAAAAAAUAAACUGGAAAGGUAGUUGCGUCGAGACGGUAGUUGAGUGUACUGGUCGAUACACCACAAUGGCAGCUGCAAAGGUGCACCUGGAUGCUGGUGCAAAUAAAGUGGUCAUCUCUGCGCCCUCAAAAGACGCGCCAAUGUUUGUGUGUGGCGUUAACCUAGAGAAGUAUCAGCCAAGCAUGAAGAUCAUUUCGAAUGCUUCAUGCACCACAAACUGUCUGGCACCUCUUGCCAAAGUUGUUAACGAUAAUUUCAAAAUUGUGGAAGGUUUGAUGACCACAGUCCAUUCUUGCACAGCCUCGCAAAAAGUUUUAGAUGCGCCGAGCGGUAAACAGUGGCGCGAUGGUCGCAGCGCUAUGUGCAACAUAAUACCCGCGAGCACAGGAGCCGCCAAGGCUGUUGGAAAAGUAAUACCUGAAUUGAAUGGUAAGCUAACGGGUAUGGCCUUUCGUGUGCCCACGCCGAAUGUUUCUGUUGUCGACUUGACCUGUCGUUUGGAAAAACCGACCAAAAUGGAACAGAUCAAGGCGGCUAUCAAAGAAGCCUCCCAAGGCGAAAUGAAAGGCAUAUUGGACUACACAGAAGACUCUGUGGUUUCAUCAGAUAUUAAUGGAUCGCGGUAUGCAUCGGUAUUCGAUGCCAGUGCGUGCAUUGCAUUGAAUGAUAAUUUUGUAAAGCUGAUUGCGUGGUACGACAAUGAGGUUGGUUACUCUUGUCGUUUACUAGAUUUAGUUCUGUAUUCGCAAUUGAUCGACAAAUGCAAAAAAAAAACGAAUUGAUAGCAAGGAUAUCAUAUUUUAGAAAUGCAAAAAAUUAAAUGUAAAUUUAAUACGAU
Drosophila hydei is the source of this 1207-nucleotide messenger RNA. Its product is annotated as glyceraldehyde-3-phosphate dehydrogenase. The transcript has a single exon. NCBI's taxonomy places the organism in Eukaryota, Metazoa, Arthropoda, Insecta, Diptera, Drosophilidae. Gene Ontology annotation, biological process: glucose metabolic process. The coding region runs from base 132 to 1151 and encodes 339 amino acids. The record is from RefSeq and is a predicted model, not a curated record. Gene Ontology annotation, molecular function: NAD binding; NADP binding; oxidoreductase activity, acting on the aldehyde or oxo group of donors, NAD or NADP as acceptor.